This is a messenger RNA of Didymodactylos carnosus, 1794 nucleotides long. Lineage: Eukaryota; Metazoa; Rotifera; Eurotatoria; Philodinida; Philodinidae. The record is from the annotation of a GenBank genome assembly.
GAGUAAACGACCCUUUUCAUUUGUAUCUCAGUUAGAAACUCAAAAUUUCUCAUUCACAACUCAAAAUUUGAGAAAAAAUACUCUAUUAAUUUACGACACAGAAAUAAUUUGUUGUUGUUUGUUGAGUUGAAAACUGCAUAGAUUACUGACAAGGUUAGAUUAUAGACUAGAAGGCGAAUAUGCUAACGUGAACAUUCUCAUCGGGCGUGUCAAAUGUCUUAAAGUAUCUUCAGUAGGAUAAACGAUUACCAGAGUUUAUCGACGUCUAUCGAUAAAGUGCGAUAGCGGAGACUAUCGCGAUACACAAGUCGCUUUGCGCUGUAAUUAUCUAUAUUUCGAAAAACUGCGAUAAGUAUCUAUCGGACUUUAUCGUGAUGAAGCCAUCUUUAAAUCAGAAAAUAAAAUUAUGGAGAUAAUGCCUGAUAAAUAUUUAUAGAUUCUUAGCAGAAAACAAGUCAACUCGAUAAAAACUAAAAGCAUCGCGAUGUCAUUUAUGUAUUGUAUCUCGAUGGAGCAGUAUUUGGAGAACUGGUAUGAUUACCGAGGAUAAUUGACUCAUCGUGAUAAUUUCCGAUAAAAAAUCGUUAAUUAUUACGACGAUAGCGAAAAUAUACUGAUAUAUUAGAAAAGAUAGAUUUUUGCCUUUGCCCAAGCAUAUUCACAAAAAGUGUUUUUCCAGCAAAAAUACCACAGGAUUUUCGUCUGUUUCAAAAGUGCUUGGGCAAAGUAUUUAUUCUAAAAUAUAAAGCACUACCAACAUUAAAUCAAUAUAACCGUGUACCACAAUCGGAAACAAAAGAUAGUAUUGUACUAAAUGGACAAUCAACUGACGAUCAAUUAAAACUAUCAUCAACCUGUCAUACAAAUUCGAAACGUCAAGAUGUUGAUUUUAGUAUAUUUCGUAAUCUAGAUUCACCACCACAAUAUUAUUCUGGUACUAAUCUUUCUUCAACAUCAACAUCAUCCACUAUUCCAAUAAUAAAACAUGAUGAAACUACUACUUUACUCUUUUCUACUAUAACUGAACAUAAUCCACAACAAGAAUCAUCUAUAGUUAAUACGAAUAAAAUAUUCAACAAUAAUCAAUAUGAAACUGAUAAUAUUCUAUUUGAUGAUGGAGAUGGUAAUAAAAAUCGUCAAAACAGUGAUGAAGAAUCGAAUAUUAUGUUAAUUAAUGAAACAGAAACGAAUUUUUUACAGAAAAAAGUAACUAAUAAUCUUGAUGCUAUUGUAGAAGAUUCAAGUGAAGAGAUAGAUGAACAAUUAUUGAAAUGUGAUCAAAUAUCAAUAAAAACACAUACGGAUAUUGAACAUCAACCUGUUGCACCUAAAAUUGUUGAAGAAUUGUCAAAUUUACCGAUACGAAUUCCAUGUGAUAGAGAUAUAUUUGAAGAUUGUAAUGAUCUUUAUGCAAAAUUAGACAAUUUUAAUUUGAAUGAAACAACUCAAUUUAAUAAUGAAUACGAUUUAUCAUCAGAAUUUACACGUCAUGUAGGAAAAUUAAAAAAUAAAAUGAAUGAUGUUGUACAAGCAACACAAAUGCCACGUGAUGCAGAAUUAUUAGAAGCCAGAUAUUCAUCGUUAUUAGCUACAAUUGAAAAUUUAUCUGUUUUAUUAAAAAUUGGUGAAAUUCAUAUGAGUCGAGCAAUUAUCAAUCGUUUAAUAUUUAAUAUUGAACAACGAAUCGAACAAUUGAAAAAAAUAUCCAAUAUUAAUAAAACAAAAUUUGAUUCAUUGGAUGAUUUUUGUUCGGUUAGAAGUGCAUUAUCAUCAUAUGAACAUUUAUUUACAUAA